AUGAGUAAGGCCGGCUUGUCCUCCAGCACCAAAGCUUUGGACACGGGUGUGUGCCGUCAGCGUGCCAUCAUCGCUCGCCAGGGCCCCGGGACCAGCGACACCCGCAGAAUCCCGGUGCACCGAUCUGAGGAACUGCAGAAAGCCUCUGACCAUCAAGGCGGGAUCAGGCGUCAGGAAGACUCGGACCCGUGGGCAGGUGCGAGGAAAGAGUCUCCUCCCGCCGCCAAGAGACUGAAAAGAAACGCCAUAGAGAAAGAGAGAAAACGCGAGGUGGACAACGAGGAGGCUCAGAAGGUGAAACUCCUUAAUUCUUUGUCGGAGGAGCAGCUGAACCGCUAUGAAAUGUAUCGCUGCUCGGCCUUUCCCAGGGCAACGGUGAAACAUCUGAUCCAGAGAGCCGCUGGCACCUCGGUGUCGCCGAACGUGGUCAUUGCCGUGGCCGGACUGGCCAAGGUCUUCGUCGGGGAGGUGGUGGAAGAGGCCCUGGACGUGUGCGAGAGGUGGGGGGAAACACCCCCGCUGCAACCCAAGCAUCUCAGGGAGGCCGUUCGCAGGUUGAGCUCCAAGGGGAAAGUCCCCAACAACAGGCCCAGAAAUGUCUUGUUCUAG
Messenger RNA from Phyllostomus hastatus (greater spear-nosed bat), 609 nucleotides. RefSeq names its product transcription initiation factor TFIID subunit 11-like. Bases 1 to 609 code for a protein of 202 amino acids. NCBI's taxonomy places the organism in Eukaryota, Metazoa, Chordata, Mammalia, Chiroptera, Phyllostomidae. Gene Ontology annotation, cellular component: nucleus; transcription factor TFIID complex. Gene Ontology annotation, biological process: RNA polymerase II preinitiation complex assembly; transcription initiation at RNA polymerase II promoter. Gene Ontology annotation, molecular function: protein heterodimerization activity; transcription coactivator activity. The record is from RefSeq and is a predicted model, not a curated record. The transcript has a single exon.